This is a messenger RNA of Sphaeramia orbicularis (orbiculate cardinalfish), 3251 nucleotides long. It is a transcript of the gene srfb, whose product is annotated as serum response factor b. Gene Ontology annotation, molecular function: DNA-binding transcription factor activity, RNA polymerase II-specific; cis-regulatory region sequence-specific DNA binding; protein dimerization activity. The record is from RefSeq and is a predicted model, not a curated record. The transcript has 7 exons. NCBI's taxonomy places the organism in Eukaryota, Metazoa, Chordata, Actinopteri, Kurtiformes, Apogonidae. Gene Ontology annotation, biological process: positive regulation of transcription by RNA polymerase II. Bases 442 to 1989 code for a protein of 515 amino acids.
UGUUCUAAGGUGACUGUCAGCCGCUUUCAUGGUUUCCGGAUCGUAAAGGGUUAAACCGUGCGUUAAUAACCGGGUGUUACCGGUGGUGUUGACGUACACUCAAACGGUUUGCGGUUAGUUUCAGUUUGCUGAGGGGCUAGUUGUUGCGGCGGAUCGACACGCAGAUACGUCCUCUGCAUUUUCCUUUUUGAGAACGUGCGGGGGGUUUUGGCGGCAGAGGAGGAGGGUGAUCCGCAGGAGCAGCGGGUCAGGGCACCGGGUCCGGGACAGCAGCAUCACUCCAGCUACUCUGUGUCGGUUGUUUCCGGAGGCUCCGACCCGAACACCCCCCGACUCUGUUUACACCGGUGGCCGGACGUGCAUGCGCUUUACCGGACUGUCACGAGGAAGGACGCGCGCUCCAGCUCGAGGCUGGUGUUCGGACUCGGUUCCGUCAGUAGAAUGUUACCGAGCCAGGUCGGGUCGGCUCCAUCUGGGAACGGGUCCGCUUCAGGCAGAGGCUCCGGGGGGCACGGGUCGGGGGUCGGGGUCCGUCCCGUGCUGGUCCGAGCAGGGCAGGGUUUACCGGGGGUCGGCAACGACACCGGCAGAGAGCCGGUGGGGAUGCUGGGGGCCAACGGUCCCAGAGGAGCCAGGCCGGGCAACGGCGCCGGGGUCACCCCCCUCCAGAGCGGCAUGGUGGGGCUGAACGCCGGGGUGGUCCUGCCCCACGGGGCCCGGUUCGACCCGGACCGGGAGAGCGCACCCCUCUGCAGCUCCGACAACGACUCGGACUCCGUGGACGACGACGACCCCGUGGGUUCACUCGGGGACAGGAGGGGGGUGAAGCGGGAGAGAGGGGAGAUGGAGGCCGCGGUGACCGGCCAGGAGGUGGGAGUCCCGCCCGGGGGGUACAGCAUGGUGCCCGGGGGGGUGGCCGGGGCCAAACCGGGCAAGAAGACCCGGGGACGGGUCAAGAUUAAGAUGGAGUUUAUUGACAACAAGUUAAGACGGUACACGACGUUCAGCAAGAGGAAGACUGGCAUCAUGAAGAAGGCCUAUGAACUGUCCACGCUGACGGGGACGCAGGUCCUCCUGCUGGUGGCCAGUGAGACGGGUCACGUGUACACCUUUGCCACCCGUAAACUUCAGCCCAUGAUCACCAGUGAAACAGGCAAAGCGCUCAUCCAGACCUGCCUCAACUCACCCGACUCUCCGCCGCGCUCCGACCCGUCCACGGACCAGCGCAUGAGCGCCACAGGCUUCGAGGAAACCGACCUGACCUACCAGGUGUCGGAGUCGGAGAGCAUGGGUGACACCAAGGACACGCUGAAGCCAACCUUCACGGUGGCGAACCUGCCGGGCGCCGCCAGCAGCGCCCCGUCCACGGCGCCCACCACGUCCACUACCAUGCAGGUGAGCAGCGGGCCGUCCUUCCCCAUCACCAACUACCUGGCCCCCACCUCGGCCAACAGCAGCAUCAGCGCCAAUGGCACCGUCCUGAAGACCGCCGCCGCCUCCACGGGGGUCAUGCAGCUGCCGGGGGGCUUCACCUUCAUGUCUGGAGGGGGCGUUCCUCAGCAGCUCCAGGCCAUCCAGGUCCACCCCAAUGCCCCGCCCACCUCCAACAGUGACAGCAGCCCCGACAUCGCCCACUCCUCCAGCAACUCCACCGCCACAGUGAGUCUCCCGGCGACCAUCGUGACGUCGUCGGUGCCCACGUCGGUGGCGGGUCACAUGAUGUACCCCAGCCCUCAUACGGUCAUGUACGCAUCCACGCCGGCGUUGGCCGACGGGGGCUUGGCCGUGCUCAACGCCUUCUCCCAGGGAACGUCAGCCAUGCAGGUGUCCCACCCCCAGGCCCCGGACACAGGUGCGGUUCCUCAGGUGUUCCUCACGGCGCCCCCUGGGACGGUCCAGAUUCCGAUGUCGGCGGUGCAGCUUCAUCCAGUACGAGAUCUGCAUUUUACAAAUGGUGAUUGGACAGCAGUCGAGCGGCAGCAGCACUAACCUGACAGAGCUGCAGGUGGUCAACCUGGACGCCGCCCACAGCGCCAAGAGCGACUGACGGACGCCGCACGCACACACGGGCGGGCCACGCCUCUAUUUAUUGAUGCCUUCCUUCAGUUCCACGUCUGAAUGUGAUGAAUAUAUCGACCUGGUCCAGGACCGACGUGACCCACCCUCGCACCCGUUUGGUCAAAUAUAAAUAUAUAUAUAUAUGUAAACGUAUAUGAGACGCGUAGGAGACGCCGCUGCUGCCGCUGUGUCCUGGCCGGGCGCCGCCUCCUACGCUCUUAGAUGGUUAUUUUAGCGUGUGGGUGUGUUUUCAGGUUGUGUAAUGACGUGAACUUCACACCAGCCAAAGAGACAACGACUGAAUGUUCCAGAAAUCUGGAUUUGGAGACAAGACGGGAAACCACGACAACAAACAAAAACAAACAACAAAAACAAACAACAAUAGAGACGUUUGUACAUGUACAUAAUGUUUUUUAAAUAACUUGUAUUUUUCUGGUUUAGUUCGUGCGACGCAUGUUUGUGUUUUUUACGUCGUGGUUUGUUUUUUUGUAUGAUUUGGAUUCUUCACAUUCAGAUGUAAAUUAAUUUAAUUGACUGUCAUGUGUUGAUGCUGUCGCAGUUUUCACUACAACACAACAAACGCUGGAGGUUUUUAUACGUUAUUUUCCUGUUUUGUUUUUUUUUUGGUCAUAAAAUGUAAAAGUGAAAAAUCUGAAUUCACUGAUUUAUGUUGAAAUGUUGAAGCUCCGAUGUUUUGGUGAAUUAGACGUGACGAGGCUGGGUGAUAAUUAUAGAGUUAUAUCAUUAUUAUUAUUAUUAUUAUUAUUAUUUACAGUUUAAAGGAGGGUUUUGGUUCUGAGUUAAAGUUAUUUAUGAUUUUACAAAUAAUUAGUCAAAGAUUCAUGAUGGAGUCGAACACGUGUGGAUUUAGUUUAUUAUUAUUUCAUGAAUUAGAAUGUUUUUAGUUUAAUAAAAACCAGUGAAACAUAGUAAAAGAAUAGCAUUAAUAUAAUUAAAUAAUGUUUUUAUUCAAACAGAUGAAACUGACACUAAUUUAAAAGUAAAACAUCAACAUUUUAUGAAACUGAAUGUUUUGUCACAUUUGUGUUUUUAUCGCCCAGCCUCGACUCGUCGCCGUGGUUACGAUCAGCUGAAUGCAAGGUUUCGUCAUGAAGCCUGAACGGCACCUUCUCUACAAACUAAAGCUAUAAACGACAAUCGAACGGAAACUACACGUUUUCAAACUGAAAAAA